Pochonia chlamydosporia 170 is the source of this 627-nucleotide messenger RNA. RefSeq lists its product as hypothetical. Bases 1 to 627 code for a protein of 208 amino acids. Lineage: Eukaryota; Fungi; Ascomycota; Sordariomycetes; Hypocreales; Clavicipitaceae. The record is from RefSeq and is a predicted model, not a curated record. The transcript is spliced from 2 exons.
AUGGCACCAUUUGAGACGGACAUGAGAAGCAGCGUCUUGCAAUUCCUUCUCUUCUUGGGGGCCUUCGGCAAACCUGCGGCCUCACAAAUCGCAAGAAAGGUCGCUGACAUUCGGAGGUUGGCAGACAUCUGCGGUCGGCCAAGUACAAAUACGCCGACACGGAAAUACGUUGACUCUCACCGGUGUGGAACUGAGCCCUCCCACAGAGACGCAUUGAUGCCAACCACUGAAGGGGCAAGAUGGGAAAGUUCAAAGGGGAUGGCAGCCUCACGGUGGGCAUCUUAUAAAAGUAACUGUGGCAUCGCAAUGUCGGUGACACAAGUGGAACGCUUGUUCAGCCACAUAUCGGUCCAGUCGCCUCCCAAAUCGAGGACAAGUGCCCCUUUCAAGUCUUCGUGUCUCACAAAGUCCUCGAAUGCUGCCAACAGAGAGAUCCACAAUGAGAUAUCGGAGGUGAUGUCUGGGGCGAGACAUCCAGAGGCGAAUGAGCUGUCGAAUGGAGCCGGCAGAACAGAGUGGAGAGUGUUAGCAAGAUAUCAGGCCCUGGCAAACGGCCCGCGAGGCGUGAAACGAGGGGACGACUGCAUGGGGCUUACAGAAGUCGUUGACUGGGAUUUAAAGCAAUAG